UAAAUAAAUAAAUAAAUAAAUAAACGAAGAUUUACAGUUUAUUCUAUCUAGAUAUGAAAAAGAACUAAAAUUAAACGAAUGGUGUACUGUUCGCAAAGAUGCUGCAUUUGGUGCUUUUUUUGGUUGGUUAUUUUUUGUAAACUUUCUAGUUUAUUCAAUUGGUUUCACUUUUGGUUCUAUUCUUAUGUCUUAUGGAAAUCAUCGUACACUGACCAUUAGUGAUAUUCUUGUUGUUGUAAAUAUGUUUGCACAAGCUUUAGGUUUUCUUAAUGGAAUUGGUCCUUUUUUCCAAUCAAUUGCGGAAGCUCAAGGUGCAGCAAUAUCCGUAUUUCGACUUAUCGAUGAGGCACAUGAUGAAAAUAUCAAUGAAACAGAAAUAUUACAAGAAAACAUAUCUGAUGACAGAUCGAUUUCUAAUAUUAAUGGUGAUAUUCUAUUUGACAAUGUCAGUUUUUCUUAUCCAUCAAGAGAAAAUGCAACAGCUUUGAAUAAUCUUAAAUUCAUUGCUCGUGCGAAUCAAACAACUGCUCUUGUAGGUUCAAGUGGUUGUGGGAAAAGUACAUGUGUGUCACUUCUUCUUCGUUACUACGAACCUUCCUCAGGCAGAAUCAUGAUCGAUGGUCAAUCAAUAACAGAUUAUAAAAUCAAACAAUUUAGACAAAAUAUUGGAGUUGUUAGUCAAGAACCUAUUCUCUUCGGAAUAAGUAUUUAUGAAAAUAUUCGUUUUGGUAAAAUGAAUGCAACACAUGCAGAGAUUGAACAAGCAGCAGAACAAGCUAAUGCACAUAACUUCAUUAUGAAACUACCAAAUAAAUAUGAAACACUUGUUGGUGAACGUGGUAUACAAUUGAGUGGUGGAGAAAAACAACGUAUUGCAUUAGCUCGUGCACUUGUCAAACAACCCACCAUUCUUUUGUUAGAUGAAGCAACAAGUGCACUUGAUAAUGUUAGUGAAAGAAUUGUUCAAGA
Messenger RNA from Adineta steineri, 969 nucleotides. The record is from the annotation of a GenBank genome assembly. NCBI's taxonomy places the organism in Eukaryota, Metazoa, Rotifera, Eurotatoria, Adinetida, Adinetidae.